Messenger RNA from Plenodomus lingam JN3, 4467 nucleotides. Lineage: Eukaryota; Fungi; Ascomycota; Dothideomycetes; Pleosporales; Leptosphaeriaceae. The record is from RefSeq and is a predicted model, not a curated record.
AUGUCGGCCAAGCGAGCCAACCUCUUUUCUCAAGGCCGGCCGGACGACCCUUACCAGGACCGUGAUGGGCCUCCAGAUCCGCCCAAGCGGGCCACGGCAGCACAGAUGGCAGCCCGCAAAAUCAAGAGCCUGCACAUCCUCGACCGUAUCCUUCCUACCGCCGGCGCUAUGCCGCCACCGCCAGCGAGAUAUACGAUCGAAUGGCGCAAGGCCGAGGCCAGGCGUCGUCGCCAGAAGGAACUGUGCCAGGCGCCUCAAGCGGACAUUGGCACUUGUACCUACUCUGAUACUGACCUGGAGAUGCAGGGCAUGUCACAAAGCGCCAACUUUGGCAGUCCGUUAGGCGGCUUCGGAUCGCCCGCGCCCGGCGAGAACGGUACCAGCUCCUUCACUGGCUUCGGGGCAGCGAAUAAUGGCAGCAAUGAUGUCUUUGGAGCCGGCACAACCAACAGCUUCCCGCCUGCACAACCGCCAGCACCGAGCAACAACUUCUCGAAUUCCUCUUUUCCAGCCUUCGGCACCAGCACACCGGGCACCAACUUCAAUCCCCAGCCGCCCUCUUCCAACGGUUUCAACUUCUCCGUUGGGUCCGUCAGCAACAACCCAUUUGGAGCAUCUGCGCCCGCGCCUGCGAAGAACGGAGACACAUCAACGCCAGCAUUCGGCGGCUCAUCGCUCUUCAGCUCGCAAGGCCCGAGUAGCCUGUUUGGUGGACCCACACAAAACAACACAAACUCAGCACCGUCAGGCAGCAUGUUUGGAGGAGCGACUGGCAAUGCCACUCAGAGCAAUACCAUGUUUGGAGCGACUAGCAGCGCACCACAGGCCAAUAGUAUAUUUGGGGCGACUAGCAGCGCACCACAGAACAACAACAUGUUUGCGCCAACUAGCAAUGCAUCUCAGAACAACUUGUUCGCACACACCAGCAGCGCUUCUCAAAGCAGCCUCUUCAGCAGCACCACCACCGCUACCGAUGCGCCAAAGGCUGCGACGACUACCGCACCAGCCUCGACACCUUUCACAUUUGGCUCUCCUGCCCCCGGCAACGCAACGCCGGCAACAGGCAGCCUGUUUUCUGGAUUCGGCGCGUCCACUCAGACAGCACCGCCAGCAACAAGCACCAUGUUCGGUGGAUCCGGUGCGUCUACCCAGACAGCACCGCCAGCACAAAACAACGCUUUCAACUUCGGAUCGAGCACACCGAAUAAGGAUCCCCCAUCACAGCAGGCACAGAACAGCAUGUUCGGCGGUACUUCCACGAGUGCGCAAGCGUCAACAGGCUUUGCUGCGACUGCACCUGCACCUGCUUCCAACUCUCUCAACUUCGCCUCGGCGACUUCCAACAGCAACGUAUCCACGCCCACACUUUUUGGUGCUUCUAGUGCUGCGACACCAAGUAGCACAGCGCCAGCAACAGCGCCAGCGCCUACAUCAGGCCUAUUCAGCUUCAAUCCUACCGCACCGAAGAAUGACACGCCUGCGCCCAGUGCGUUGAAUACAUCAAGCGCCCCGACAGCGAGCUUCAGUGCGCCUGCGCCAGCAUCAACGCCAGCUGGCAAUCCAUUUGCAAACCUGGCACCUGCGUCAGAAUCAACGAGCGUGAAACCUUCACUGUUCACUCCAAGCUUCACUCCACAGGCUCAGGAAAAGGCCACCUCGACGUCAAACAACCUGUUCAGCGGUCUCACUCCAUCGAAGCAAAAUAAUGAUGCAUCCUCCGAGACACCAAAGGCAAACCCUUUUGCAUCGCUCACAAAGCCGGCGAGUACACCCACAGCGGCGCCGGCACCGACUUUCUCAGGAUUUGGCGGUUUUGGAGCUGCACAGAAGAAAGACGGCUCGUCUGGUGAUUCUAAAACGCCUUCAGAUUCCUCCCAUGGGCCUGGCGCAUCGAAGCCAGGCUUGUUCAAUGCAUUCAGCACGCCACAGCCUGCAAAGACGGCUGAUGUAGACAAGCCCGCGUUCAAUACUGUGCAAUCGAAGCCGGGCACUGGCCUCUUUGCCAAGCCUUUCACGUCGUCGUCGUCGGAAUCGUCCAUCUUCAAUCCGGAGGCAUUCAAGAUGGAUCCCAAAACUUCGGGGUUUUCAACCCCCAAUAAAUCCUCAGAGGAGGCACCCAAGGAGGCGCAGAGCACCCCUAGGGAGUCCAACCCCUUCAAUCAGCAAUCCACACCAGCAAGUGAACGUCCCAAUUUGUUCAGUGCGCCUAAGGAGACACCCGCAGCAUCUCCAGCUCCUCAGCCUUCGACCUUCACUGGUGCCAGUGCUGGUACAUCCAGAGCUUCGGAGUUACCAAAGGUUCCCAAGGUUCUUGUUCCCAAGUCAUGGCCUCAGCCAGGUUCGCUAGCUGCUCUAGAUACGAACGGAGUCCAUCACCAUAUCGCAGAGUUAACUGCGCAGCUUCAGUUAUUAAACGACAGGUACAGACAGCAGCUCAUCAGUUUACCUUUGCCGGCGGACUGGUCUGCCAUCUCCUUGUGGCACUACCAACAUGCUUCCGAUAUCAAGAAGAGGAUCGACAACGCAAGGAAGCAACGUGCAGCUGCCAAUGGAGUCACCGGAACUGAAUCAGCUUUAUCAGUAAAACGCAAGGUAGCCGAGGACAGUUAUGAGAAUCAGGAUCCCUCGCCAUCCAAGCGGGCUCGUGGUGGUGAUGCACCCGCAACACCAACCCCUCAACCCUCUGCCCCUACGCCGAGCCUGCAACCGACGGCAACAUCAACAUCAAACAUGUUCGCCAAGGCCAUCAACGGAACCAAGUCUUCGUCCUCAUCUGCAGGAUCGGGCCUCUUUACCCCACAGAAGGCCGAUAAGGCGCCAAUUGAGCCAACGAAAUCGACCCCAGCGGCAUCAGGCUUCACCCCUUGCCUCUUUACCUCCACUGCGUCUUCAUCCUCUGGCUUCAAGCCUAGCUUUGGAAGUACGCCAGUAGGUGGUUUCAAGCCCUCAACCGGUUCUUCGAGUGGUGGCAACUUCAUGAGCCAGUUCAAGAAGGGAGCGAAAACCUAUGAAGAGCUUUACGCGGAGCGAAAGGCCAAGGCGAUGGCAGAGGAUUUUGAUGAAGAUGACGAGACCGAGGAAGAGUGGUCUGCUAGGUAUGAUAAAGAGGAGGCUGAGCGCAUCGCCAAAGCGAGUAGGCAGGUCGCAGAAAGUACCCCCAGCUUCGGUGCUGUUGGCUCAGCAACGUCGUCCGGUACCGCCACUCCUACCGCAGCUAACCCCUUUUCAACUCUGAAGAAGCCUGUUGCCCCAACAUCGGCCUCGAAUGCCUCCACACCUCGUGCUGGUAGUCCCGCAUCGUCCACUGGUAGCCAACCUGUGCUUUUCACGGCAAGCAAUGCCCCUACAUCUGCCAACAUAUUUGGGCAUCUUUCAUCUGGUCCAUCUUCAAACCAUGAAGAAGAGUCUGAUGAAGACAAUGGUGAACACCAACCUGUUGGUUCAGGUGAGCCCAUGACGCCGCCAACACGCCAAAGCGGUGACUCUGCGGUUGAGAAGGACGAGUCGUUUGGGGAGAGCGCAAGAGGCAAGAAGCAAGAAACUGGGGAUAGCUCCAAGGGCAGUCUUCUUUCAAGGAUGACGAGAGAUGACUCCAAUGAUUCCGGUUCCGAGAAGGGUGACGGUAGUACAUUUGCUUUUGGACAGUCGAGCGGCGCACAAACCCCGACAAACAAGCCAUUCUCCUUUUUCGAUUUCGGCGCUGCCAGCUCGAAACCCUCUAGCCCCAAGCCUGAUACGUUUGCCGGUGACCAAACGUUCAAGCCUGGAACUCCCAUUAAAUUCAAUGAGACUCCAGCUACCGAUAAGAAGGGUUCAGCACCUCUCUUCCAGUUCCAGCCUGCCACCCCUGCACCGGGCGAAUUCUCAACCACUCCAGCCAAACCACCACCCACGUCACUUUUCAACUUUGCUCCAUCUACUGGCGGAUCGUCAUUGUUGCCACUAAGCGCAGGGCUUUCCAGUGCAAGCUCCAUGCCAUCAUCGGUCUUCUCUUCCCGCGCCGGAACACCUCUCUCGGAGGGCGAUACCAAUGCGUCUGCUGCGGAGAACGAUGAGGAGGAGGAGGAAGGCCAGGCAACACAGGUCGACUUUUCGCAACUUACUCCAGAGGAGACUAAUGCAAAUGACGUGGUUUUCCACACAGACGUCGUGCUUGCCAAGCAUCAGGUUGAUGACGGCAAACAAAAAACUUGGGCAAACCUGGCAAAGGGACCCAUCUGGAUUCUCAAAGACAAGAAGACUGCCAAGUGCUUUGUUCGCAUCCGCCUUCCCAACGGAUCAACCCCUCUCAACUACUCCAUCCUUCCCUCGAUCCGCGCCACCGUGACGGGUAGCAGCAAGAAGAUGGUCCUCACAUCCAAGCCAGCCAAGGAAGGUGGUCUGCAAUCCAUCCUAUACGCAGUCAAGUCGCCAGAACUCGCCGAAGAGUUUGCCACAAAGUACAACGACUCCUUGCCUUCUUCCUAA